Molecule: messenger RNA, 2238 nt
Organism: Ipomoea nil (Japanese morning glory)
Lineage: Eukaryota; Viridiplantae; Streptophyta; Magnoliopsida; Solanales; Convolvulaceae
Product: L-type lectin-domain containing receptor kinase IV.1-like
Exons: 1
Coding region: 43-2058 (671 amino acids)
Biological process (GO): protein phosphorylation
Cellular component (GO): plasma membrane
Molecular function (GO): carbohydrate binding; protein kinase activity; ATP binding
Source: RefSeq, a predicted model, not a curated record
UGAUCGAGAAGUUUUUCUUUGAUACUGCAACGUAAAGAAACGAUGUUCCUCAAGCUUGUAAUGCUGGUAGCCAUCGCUGCUGCUCAACUAUGCUAUGCAACUUCUGGGGAGAACGAAUUCACAUACAAUGGAUUUAGGACGGCCAAUCUAAGCCUCGACGGUGUAGCCCAGAUCACUUCCAAUGGCUUACUCAGGUUAACAAAUGAAACCAAAUUGGUGAAAGGCCGUGCCUUUUACCCCAUGCCAAUCAAUUUCAAGAAUUCACCCAACGGCUCAGCUUUCUCCUUCUCCACCACCUUUGUCUAUGCUAUGGUGCCCCAGUUUCCCACUUUGUACACCCAUGGCCUUACCUUUGCGAUUACACAACCAGGAGGUCUUCCUGGAGCAUUUUCGUACCCUUAUUUUGACCUUUUCAAUGAAACCAACUCUUAUGGCAAUGCUACCAACCAUGUGGUGGCAGUGGAGUUUGAUACCUUCCAGAAUCCUCAGUUCGAUGAUAUCAAUGACAACCAUGUCGGAAUUGAUAUCAACGGCUUGAGAUCAGCUUUAGCAAAACCAGCAGGGUACUAUCAGGGCAACCAAUUUAAUAACGUUAGUCUUGGAAGCGGCAAGCCAAUACAAGUUUGGGUAGAAUAUGAUGGCAGAGCUAAGCAAAUGAAUGUCACUGUGGCUCCUCUCAGUGUGGGUAAACCAAGUAAGCCUCUUUUGUCUUUUCGCCAUGAUAUUUCUGUGGACGUACUAGAAACCGUGUCGGUUGGCUUCACAUCGGCCACUGGUUCAGCUGUAUCAUCCCAAUAUGUUCUAGGGUGGAGCUUCAAAAUGAAUGGCAUUGCUCAAGAACUAGAUCCCUCUAAACUUCCAAGGCUUCCACGAGUGGGGCCAAAGAGAAAAUCAAAGUUUCAAGAGUUUGGCGUGCCUGUGAUUGUAAUAUUUUUUCUUGUUGGUAUUGUGUCUGGAGUGGGCUAUUAUGUAUACAGGAAGAGGAAGUUUGCAGAGUUGGUUGAGGACUGGGAACUCGACUAUGGACCUCACAGGUUCACGUACAAAGAAUUGUACUUUGCUACCAAGGGGUUUUCAGAGAAAGAAAUAUUGGGGGCAGGCGGUUUUGGGAGUGUUUAUAGAGGCGUGUUGCCUAAGUCCCAAGGUGAGAUUGCUGUGAAGAAAAUUUACCAUCAAUCAACCCAAGGAAUGAAAGCCUUCAUAGCUGAAGUUGUUAGUAUGGGUCGGUUGUGUCACAGGAAUUUAGUUCCUCUUCUCGGGUAUUGCAGACGUAAAAGAGAGUUGCUUUUGGUUUAUGAGUACAUGCCUAAUGGAAGUCUUGACAGAUAUUUGUUUGACAAACCAAUACGCACCCUCAGUUGGGACCAAAGAUUUCAAGUAAUCAAAGGAGUGGCAUCAGCUCUAUUCUAUAUACAUGAAGAAUGGGAGCAAGUAGUGGUUCACAGAGAUAUAAAGUCUAGUAAUGUUUUACUAGAUAGUGAGUGGAAUGCAAGACUAGGAGAUUUUGGUCUAGCUAGAUUGUAUGAUCAUGGAACUGAUCCUCAAACUACACAUGUAGUAGGAACUCAUGGCUACCUUGCCCCGGAACAUAUUAGAACAGGCAAGGCUACACCAAGUUCUGAUAUGUUUGCUUUUGGAGCAUUCUUACUUGAAGUUGCAUGUGGCAGAAGGCCGAUAGAGCAAAAAGUUCCAAAUGAGGUUUUUAUUUUGGUGGAGUGGGUGUUUUCGUCGUGGAGUAGAGGUGAAAUAUUGCAGACUGUUGAUCCUAAACUUGGAGAAGAUUAUGUUGCUGAAGAAGUAGAUAUUGUUUUAAAGCUUGGAUUGUUGUGUUCUCUGCUAGAUACAGAAUUCAGGCCAACCAUUCGACAAGUUGUUCGAUACCUGGAGGGCUCUGUUGCUCUACCAGAGUUGUCAAUACUCACUCUCUCCCUAGCUGGCCUCACUAUUUCUCGAAGUGAAGGUUUUGAUGAUUUUGUUUCGUCACUUUCAUUUUCCGGAGGGAAGAUAGGCUCACGUCGUACUUCAGUUAUGAACCCCAUUAUCUCUGAAGGUCGUUGAAUUGAUUACAAGAUGGGAGUUUAGUACUUACUUUGAAUCAAUUGAGGAUCAAUUAUAUGUGGUCAACAAAUAUAUUUAAUUUUCUAAUAGUUGUACUUAUUAUAUAGGAUGUAGUCUCGUAUUCUAUUUGAUAUUAUGUAAUGCUAUUUGCAUUUUUGCAAUAUUAUCUCAUUUUUAAAA